Molecule: messenger RNA, 1597 nt
Organism: Conger conger (European conger)
Lineage: Eukaryota; Metazoa; Chordata; Actinopteri; Anguilliformes; Congridae
Gene: tppp3
Product: tubulin polymerization-promoting protein family member 3
Exons: 4
Coding region: 286-819 (177 amino acids)
Biological process (GO): positive regulation of protein polymerization; microtubule bundle formation; microtubule polymerization
Cellular component (GO): microtubule
Molecular function (GO): tubulin binding
Source: RefSeq, a predicted model, not a curated record
AGCUGGAGAGAUAGAUUUCCCUCUCUUGUUCUCUCUCUCUCUCUCUCUCUCUGCCCCGCCCUCCCUCCAUCUCUCUCUCUCUCUCUCUCUUUUUAUUGCACUCCCUUGAUGUUAAACAGGAUGUCUCUAUGGAUACAGGCGUAAACAGAAGAUAACAAGCCUUCGGCCUUUAAAGCACGUUUUCUGUUGUGGGGGGACGCAGGCUAGGCGAGGCAGGCAGACCCAGCGCACACGGCUCUGCAGAGCUGCAGAAAACGAUAAAUAUAUUUGCCAGGAUUUGUCAGGAUGGCGGAAAGUGCGGACACAGAGCAGCUCCUGGACUCCUUUAAGAAGUUUGCUAUCCACGGAGACACCAAGGCCUCCGGGAAGGAGAUGAACGGGAAGAACUGGGCCAAGCUCUGCAAAGACUGCAAGGUCAUCGACGGGAAGAACGUCACCGGCACCGACGUGGACAUCGUCUUCACCAAAGUCAAAGCAAAGACGUCCCGGGUCAUCACGUACGAGGAGUUCCAGAAGGCUCUGGAGGAGCUGGCAUCAAAGAGGUUCAAAGGCCAGAGCAAGGAGGAAGCCCUGCAGUCCAUCUACAAGCUGAUCGAGGGCAAGGAGCCUGCCAACAUGGGCGUGACGAAAGUAGCCAAGACUGCUGCUGUGGACAGACUGACGGACACGACCAAGUACACGGGCUCCCACAAGGAGCGCUUCGACGAGAGCGGCAAGGGCAGGGGUAAGGGCGGCCGGGAGGAGCUGGUGGAGAACACCGGCUACGUGGGCGCGUACAAGGAGGCCGGCACGUACGACGAGAAGACCAAGGCCAAGUAACACUCCACGAAGUCCAGCCCGCAGAGUACUGAGGUGCACUGCUCACUCCCCCGAAGUACAGCCCGGCUCCUUACCCCAGGGCUGGCGUCCGUGCGGAACGGGACUCCGGGGAAAAGCUACCUUCUGACCCAUGCCAGGAGUCCGGCUGACGGGUUUCUCUGUAUUAAUCACAACCAUUUCUUAACCAAUUAGGAACGCCUAAAAAGAACAAGCAGCAUCUGAUAGGACACCGGAGUCAUUCCGCUAAUAAUGGCCACAGUUGCUUUCUUGCUAUAAAGGUUAAAUAUAAUUAUUAAUGCAAGGACUAUACCUCAUUUAUUCACAUUAUGUAAAGUUCACUCUCAUUGUUUCAGACAUUAAUUGUAACUGGAAGUUAAGUUAAUCAGUACAUUUGAGUUCAGGAGGUGUAUAAAUAGCAUAAAUUUGUAAAAUUGAAAUAGUUAUCAUUCCCUGAACAUUCCCUGAAUAGUGUAACCAGCCAUGCAACAGACACCUUCAGGGACCUCUCCUUGAUUUAGUUCCCAUUAUGAAUGAUGUAAUUCUACAUUCAUAAGUUUACAAACUCAAAUAUAUAUCAGAAGAUGAAAAUAUUCUUGUUUCGCUCUCUGGAAUGUUCUGUUGGUCUCAUUUACAUUUCAGAAUUGUUGCAUAUUUCAGUUUUGUAUUUUCUCUUAAUUUGCAUUGUAGUGGUGAUUAAGCUAAAAAUUUAACUGGACUAAAAUGUAUUUACACUGAAAUUGCUGAAGUAAUAAAGCAGUAUUAAACCUAUUAAAAAUAA